AGGAGGUGGGUGAGGAGAGAAUGGGAGGGGAAACAGCUGCCACCUCGUCCAUUCCCAGUCCAGCCUGUGCCUCUUUACGCACGCACACUGGUGUUUGGUGGUGGAGGUGGUGUUGGUGUUGGUGCUGGUGGUGGAGAAAUCAACCGGACAACAAAGGGACACACAGAGGAGACAGAAGAGAGAGAGAGGGGGGCUCUCUCUCUGCAGGAUCCAGGAGCGGAAUCACACUUCACCAUCAGCGACAAGCUCACUGAACUCUUUUCUUUCAUAUCUGCAGGGAAACGCAGCAUCAGUCAGGCUGGAGGUGAACGUCAGGGAAGCGUUAAUCGCGCGUUUGGACAGCACAGCCGUCGUCAUGAGCCUCGGCAAAGAGAUGGAGUUGGAGCACUUCGACGAUCGGGACAAAGGUCAGAGGCACGGCCGCUCCAGUGCGCGGAUGAACGGGGUGGCGAGCCCGACGCACAGCGCCCACUGCAGCCUGUAUCGCACCCGCACCCUGAAGACGCUGAGUGCGGAGAAGAGGGCCAUGAAGGUCCGCUUCUACCGCAACGGAGACCGGUACUUCAACGGGAUAGUGUACGCCAUCUCCGUGGACAGGUUCCGGACCUUUGACGCAUUGCUGGCGGAUCUGACCCGCUCUCUAUCCGACAAUGUCAACCUGCCCCAGGGGGUCCGGACCAUCUACACCCUGGAUGGCUCCAAGAAGAUCGCCAAUAUUGAUCAACUUGUAGAAGGUGAAAGUUACGUUUGUAGCUCCAUUGAAGCCUACAAAAAGUUGGAUUACACAAAGAACGUCAACCCCAACUGGUCGGUGAACGUCAAGGCCGCGGCCGCGUCCUCACGAGGUCCUCCAUCCUUGGGCAGCGCCAUGGCCGGCGGACCAGAGAACCGUGAAAACAAGGAGUUCAUACGUCCAAAGCUCGUGACAGUGGUGCGGAGCGGAGUGAAGCCCCGCAAAGCUGUGAGGAUCCUGCUGAACAAGAAAACAGCCCAUUCCUACGAACAAGUCCUCACCGACAUCACUGAUGCCAUCAAGCUUGACUCCGGAAUAGUGAAGAAGAUUUACACACUGGAGGGAAAACUGGUGUCAUGUUUGCAGGACUUCUUCGGGGAUGAAGACAUUUUUGUUGCGUGUGGACCGGAGAAGUUCCGCUACCAGGAUGACCUGAUGCUGGACGAAGGCGAGUGUCGUAUGAUGAAGUCGGUGAACUAUGGGAAGAUGUCUGGCUCUCUGACCAGAGGCUCCCCCAGAACAGUCGUCCAAACACGACGCAGCAAGUCUCCUGCAUCCUUGAACGGGACGCCGGCCAGUCAGCUCUCCACUCCUCAUUCGGGAAAAUCUCCCAGCCCCUCCCCGACCAGCCCAGGCAGCCUCAGCCAACGCCGGGGGUCCCAGGGUUCUUCCACCUCUCAGUCUUCCGCCAAAGUCUCCAGCUCCGUGGAAGAUGGGGACAGACUCGUUACUGAAGCCGAGGUUCUUGUGGAUGAGGUUCCAGCUGUGCCAUCCUACAUAUCAGAUCGUUACAAGGUGGGACGCAUGCUCGGCGACGGGAACUUUGCGGUGGUCCGAGAGUGCGUGGAGCACUCCACAGGACGGGAGUACGCUCUGAAGAUCAUCAACAAGGGCAAAUGCAGAGGAAAGGAGCACAUGAUCCAGAACGAGGUGGCGAUCCUCCGCAGGGUCAAACAUCCAAAUAUCGUGCUGCUGAUAGAGGAGGUGGACACUUACAGUGAACUCUACCUGGUCAUGGAGCUGGUCAAGGGGGGAGAUCUGUUCGACGCCAUCACCUCUGCCAACAGAUACACGGAGCGAGACGCCAGUGGUAUGCUCUACAAUCUGGCCAGCGCCAUCAAAUACCUCCACAGCCUCAACAUUGUGCACAGAGACAUCAAACCAGAGAACCUGCUGGUGUAUGAGCAUGCAGACGGCAGCAAAAGCCUGAAGCUGGGGGACUUUGGUUUGGCGACCGUGGUGGACGGACCUCUGUACACAGUCUGCGGAACCCCAACAUAUGUAGCACCUGAAAUCAUCGCAGAAACAGGUUAUGGCCUUAAGGUGGACAUCUGGGCAGCUGGAGUCAUCACCUACAUCCUACUGUGUGGUUUCCCACCAUUUCGAGGGAGCAGUGACGAUCAAGAAGUGCUUUUUGAUCAGAUACUAAUGGGACAGCUAGAAUUUCCUCUCCCGUACUGGGAUAAUGUGUCGGAGACAGCCAAGGAGCUGAUCCGAUCAAUGCUGGAGGUGGAGGUGGACCAGAGAUUCUCUGCCCUCCAGAUGCUCGAGCACCCCUGGGUCACCGAUGAAGGCCUGUGUGAGAAUGAUCACCAGUUGUCAGUAGCAGGGAAGAUAAAGAAGCACUUCAACACCAGCCCGAAGGUCAACGACACCACUGCAGGAGUGUCAGUCAUUUCUGCCACCUCUCUUGAUAAGGAGGGGCAGGUUCUCAGACGAGGACGCCACCCGGAUGUGAAGCCGCCGCCCCUGCAGACGACUCUGACGGUGACACCAGUGACAACAUCUACGACAAACGCACCCCGGGCCGAGCCUCCCAGUUGCCUCCCCGGCCUGCCUAUGGCCCCUCCCUCUCUGACCCCUGAGACUUGCUCUGACCCUUCCCCGCACCCCAGCCUCCCGUCCGACUCUGAUGACAUCUCCAUCAGCUCAGCCAGCACCGUCUCCUCCCCCAGCUCGCCCUUCUAGAGAGCAGGUGGAGGAGAAGAUGUGCAGAGGAAGAAGCGAGGAGACAUAAAUCCUCAUCCAUCUCCUCCCUCUGUAUGGAGGAGGAGGAGAAGGAUGAGGAGGACGAGGAGGAGACAUAUUUUAUCUACGGCUGAGGGUGAAUAGGGGAAAACUGUGGAGGAGAAAAAACUUUUAUCGUCCCUGAAUCCAUCUCUCUAAACCUGGAGGAGAGAUGGAUCAAAGGGUGGAGCCCUUUGAGUGAGAAAAACUAAAGAGGCAACAAGAAACAGGGAUCACGAGGAAGAGGGAGAGGGCAGAACGAGGUGAAAGACUUUUCUUUAUUUCCUUUUUUAACGUUCUCUCACCUGAGCACAUGUUGCAGGGCUCAAGGAGCAACGAAGGGCGACAGUGUACUGUUUACCCUUCAGUGAUGAUCCGGGCUCAACAUGGAAACUUCCUUAUGGUGGAGCAGCUCUAUGGCAAUAUGAGAAUAUGGACUAAUGUUCAUGUUUUAUUGAACCUUAUUUAUUCAUUAUUAUUCAUACUCUUCUCAUUUUUUUUGAUUAUGUGUUUUCCCUUUUUCAUUGAGGACAAUUUUUUCUUGACUUGUCCUUUAGAGCUUUGUGGAAUAAUGAAAUAAUGGAAUAGAAGUAGAAGCUCAGAUUGUGAGGUAGGUGUGAGCAUAGCCUUGAUAAACAGUGUAAUGUUUGAAAACGAGAGGAGAAAAACCUUUUUUUUAUUAAUAAAUGUGUUCAAGAAAACAGUGUUCACUGAAAACUACAUCUAAGACAGCACUUGUGCUAUAAUCCUGUGCUAAACACAGUAUUGGCAUUGCCUUCCUGUAAUGUUGGAUUGCAGUUUUACAGUUUACAUUUUACACGGACUGCUAUUAUGACAAUAAUGGUGCAUUGGAUCGCUCCUUGAAAUUUCUUCUUCAUCCAUAGCAUCUUUACACAUAAAAUUCAAGAAUUUGGGUGCUUGUGUAGCAAACUCAACAUUUGAACUAUUUUCCCGUGAUGCACUCAUUUUCACACGAUCAUUGUCCGUUGAUUUCUUGUUAUUUUGUGACGCUUGUGUAUAUGAAGCCUUGUUUACAUUUUUUUUCCCCGACACCGAAGACAUAUUUCAUCCACAUAUUCCAGCAGUGAAGAAAAGUGUAUUUUUUGCAACACUUUUUGUGGCUUUGGAGAAAUGUUUCAGGUAGAGUUUCGGAGGGCGACUGCCUUUUUGCACAAAGUACUGCGGUUUAGGUGCAGUCACACAGGACUGACAGAGUCAAUAUGGAUGCCGGAGAACCAGCAGCACAAUAGAGAAGCAGAUAAAGAGGGUUUUAUUUCAGCUCUGUACAACCUCAUUCAUGGCUUCAUUUAUUCAGAUGGAGGCGUGACAGACAUUCAGUAGCGUAUUCUUAUUAAAAAAAAAAAAGCUGUUUAUUGAUGAGGUAUUGUUUAUAUGUUAUGUAAAUAACAUAAUUGUAUUUAUUUUGAUAGUCCACAACACAGUAUAUUUCUUUACUGGUAGAGAACUCAGUCAUACGUGUGUGUCAGCAAAAGAAAAAAACUUUCAGAGACGAUCAGGUCGAAAUGAAACAAAACAGUAAUGUUGAAAAAGACCUGACGUUGCAGCGCUUACAUUCAUCAACACAGACGAAACGAGACGACCAUUUUUUCUUCUUGUCGGACACUGGGAAUGAUGUCACUUCCUCUGUAAAAACAAAGGGAUUCCCAAUAACUGAUGUGAGAAAAAAAAAAGCAGAGAAGAUGCGAGAUGCAGGGGUUUUGUCUUUUCAGAUUUUUCUCCCUGCUGUUGUUCACAUGUGUCUAGAAGUUUGUGUAUUUGUUCCCAUUGUCACACAUAGACAGUGAUGUGCCGUCAUAUUGACCGAAUCAGUAUGAGUUUGUUGUGCUGUUGGGACGAACUCUCCCCUGCACAUGGGCACACGUGGUUUACCAAAGUGCUCUCACAGCUGCACCACAGUGUUCAAAUCUGUUGCAAUACCAAUACCUGUACCUCUGUUCA
This is a messenger RNA of Paralichthys olivaceus (Japanese flounder), 4699 nucleotides long. The record is from RefSeq and is a predicted model, not a curated record. Lineage: Eukaryota; Metazoa; Chordata; Actinopteri; Pleuronectiformes; Paralichthyidae.